Messenger RNA from Penaeus indicus, 6856 nucleotides. RefSeq names its product protein disabled-like. The transcript has 4 exons. Lineage: Eukaryota; Metazoa; Arthropoda; Malacostraca; Decapoda; Penaeidae. The record is from RefSeq and is a predicted model, not a curated record. The coding region runs from base 1 to 4341 and encodes 1446 amino acids.
AUGGUGUGUGGAGGUUCGCAGGAUGAGUACUAUCUGAGUAAUGUCUAUGAUCACAGUGAAGGUUCAUCCUUUUUACUAAAUUUGAAAUUCAAGGUGGAUGCCCUGUUCAUCUCGGGAGUGUCAGAGAGUGAGCAAAUCGACCCAUUUGGAGAUUCCUUCAAGCCAACCUUUGCCUCAACAGACACGAGCAAACCCCGGAUCACGGCAAGCACUGCACCCACGCCAGCCCCUCUGGCUCCCCCUCCAGUCUCAGGUCGUAGCAGGCACGACUCACACCAUGGUGCAACGCUGCAGCAGCACCAGCACACAGCAUCAACAACUCCUGGGAGCACACAGGAUGUUAGCUCAGGAGACUUUGCCAAGUUCCCCGUGAACUUCCCUGAUGUGACAAAGUCGCCCCCACCUGCUCAAACGCCACUGCCUCAGCAGGCAGCGCAGGCCAGAGAGAACCAGGAGGAUAGAUACGCAGCUUUUAAGGAGUUUAGAACUGUAAAUAAUGGAUCUUUUAAUGAUUUUAGUGAUGCACGGUUCUGUGAAGGGCAAGAAUCUGAAACAAGUGGUGCGUCGAGCAUUCACCAGGCGGACGAGUUUGACGCACAGUGGAUAAAAGCUGAAGUCUCAAAUGAAUCUCACUUAACUGGAAGUAAACAGUCUCAUUAUGAUGUAUUUACUGAUUUAGACCCACUUGGAACUGGAAAAAAUCGCCCUUAUGUUGACAAACGAGAUUUCUUUAGUGAAAUGCGGAAACCAGCAAAGCGAGUUUUGCGGGAGUUGGGUGACGGUGAGGCAUCAGCGCCGAGUUCUCCACGAACGCAGCCGGGAGUGAUCCCUCCGGAGGUCUCUGCACUGGUGGCUUCAACCUCACUCUACUCAACAACGUCAAGAUCGGCCAGUGUAACUGCCACCAGGCCAACAACAUCGACAAACACUACUCCAAUUCACAGUACUUCUGUCCCCUCUCAUCCUUUCACUGAGUCAUUUAGUCCCCCAGAUUCAUUUGGCCCUGAGGACUUUCAGUUUCACCAGAACACAGAAAAAGAUUUCUAUGAUGCCACAAACUUCUCCUCUUCAGGAUUUGCUGAUUUUAAUACAUUUCAUAAUGAUUCCCCAAGGAGUCAGAGGUCAGAGAUGUCCAGCAGCAUACCAGAUGAACCUCCCCCUCCCUUGCCUUGCGGGCCUCUAACAGUGGCUCUCCCCCCAGAAUCCUUCAGAGACAGUCCUCCGCCCUUUUCUCCACCACCAGUACCAAAGUCUCCAGAAAGAAUGGCCUCAGGCCCAGGCUCUCCCCAGUUGAGUCACCACCCCCACCACUCCCCAGUACCUCAAACUCGCUUGAGUAAACAGGUUAUGGCUUCAUCUAUCAGCCCCAAGACAUUGCCUCGAAGUCACAAAUUUAGGAAACAGUCAAGCUUUGAGAAUGAGUGGAAUGUAGGAGAUACAGGUCAUUUGAAGUCCUUCACAAGUGGAGAACUUACUCCCCCAACACCUCCACAGCUACAUAGUGAAGGAGGCCUUAGCCCAAGACCAAGGCCUCGCUCUCACCUGUCAAAGCAGCUGAGUGCCAGUUCAGCAACCUUGGCACUGAGGCCUUCACAUAGCCGUUACAGUGAUGCUGAGCAAUUUUCUUCCCCAGAGUUGGAGAGCAGGCCAUUCCCAACUGAUGGCCUCAACCUCAGCUAUGAGGAGGCUCCAAAACCACCCCCUAGACCAGCACACAUUGAGCCUCCACCUCUUCCACCCAAGAGGCAACCCACUCAUGUCGUUUUGAGACCUCCACCUCGACCUCCUCCAUCAUGUGACCCACAUUAUAAUUAUAUUAAUGAAUAUGAUUCUUCACCUGAAGGAUCCAACACUCCACCCAUACCCAUUCCAGCCCGGAAACCUCGAUAUCCAGACUCAGCAGCUCAGCCAGCUUUUAUACCAAGCCGAUCCACAAAGCCCUCCCAUCCAGAUAGUUUCCAAUUCCCCAAACCUAGUUUGAGUCCAACACAUGACGUUGGGAGAAAUGUGUAUGAUGUUGGGGGAGCUGUACCAAAAACUUCAAGGGAUUCAACCCCAAGUAAGUCCUCAACUCCAGGAAAAUCUCCACGGCUUAUACAGAAAAGCACUGCAUCUGUUGAUCUUGCUAACACUAGUCUUGACCAGUUGGCAGCCAGCUUAGACAUGCCAGUGGAACAGUUAGCCAGGAUGACUGUAGUAGAGUUAGCUGCUUGCUUAGCCCAGCUGCAGCUGAGACAGGGAGGUGAUCUUGAAAACCAGGCCAAGGAAGAUAUCCAGACACAUGGAAUGUCUUCUGGAGAGCAGUCAGGUAGAAGAUCUAGAGCUUCAAGUAGAGAUCACAGUAGAGACCGAUUUGCUUUUGAUGAGGAUGAAAUGUUUGCAAAAUUUGAUGCGCAAUUUCCAAAGAGCCCAGUGGAGCCCCCAGAAUUUAGUGUUACAAGUAAUCAGCAGUCAACGCAUGCUGUUGGAGCACCAGUCAGCGAAGACAGAUAUGCUGUAUUCAGAGAACUUUCAACAACAGUCAACAAACAAAAGUCAGUGUUUGAUGAGAACUUUUUGACACCACAGAAUUCCAUGGAUGAAGAAGUUUCAGAAGUUUCAUCUGGCACUUUCAAAGCAAACUUUGAGAGUGAUCUCAGAAAAGAUUCCCUUGAUCGAAAAUCAUCUCUCAGUGAUGAUGGUGAAAUUGGUGAGCUGGAGAAGGACAAAGAGUGGCAUCCACCAAAUCAUGAUCUAGAAUGUGUGACAGUCUUUAGAAGCCCCGAGAUUAGUGAGUAUGACAACUUUGAACCCACCUUCGAUGCCAAGUUCGACGAUGAUUUCUCGGCUGCUACGUUGAGUGAGAAGAGCAUUACACCUGUAAAUUCUCCUACCCCACAGAGAUAUACAAGUCCACGACCACAGAGGAAGCAGAUAGAGGCACAUAAGUCACCUUUUACCGAUGAUUUUAGUUCUGUUAGUAUUUCUUCCAAGCAAACCUCUGGACGCCAGGAAAGAACAGAGUCAGAAACCUCAUUCGCCAGUUUUGAUGAUAAUUUUGUGCCUCCUGCAGAAGGAGAUAAAUACUCAAACUACCAAGACUUUACUGGCAGUGGAAGAGUAUCAAGGCAAGACUCACAGAGAAAGUCACCAUUUGUAGAUAAUUUCAUUGACUCCAAAGGAAAAGAUCAGAUUGAGGAUAGUGGAUUCACCUCAGGCUUUGGAGAUAGCACAGACACCUUUGAUGAUCCUUUCACCAGUGUGGAGCCAAAAUCAAGAAGUGCAUCCAGAGGAAGUUCGGAGAUGAUGAAAGUUUCAAUGGAAAGAGAAACAACUCUCCAGCCACCAGUUGACACAACAGUUACCAAAAGAAAAAGUCCAUUUGAUGAUGACUUUACUAAUCGUGGUGAUCGUUACGAGGUGUUAAAGGAGGUUGAGAGCGAAAGAGAACCAUCUCUGGAAGGGGAAGUGAGUCGGUUGACAAGACAGGGAGAUGCAAGGGGAUCUCCCUUUGAGGACUCCUGGCAUGGAUCUCAGAGAAAUACGCCUUUUGAUGAUCAAAAAUCCAUUGGUUCACUACAUUCCAUUCAUGAAGAACAUCGAAACAUUCCACAAGAGUCUCCCUUUGAGGACGACUUCAAUGGUGACUCAAGGAAGGCUUCAGUAGACCAUGGAAGGCUUUCUCGGACAGGCUCAGAGAACAGAAAAUCUCCGUUUGGUGACAGCUUCACUCCGCCUUCCUCAGGACGGGCUCACAGGAACAGAAUCCCAUCGCGGCUGAGUGUUGAAAGUGAGGGAAGUGAUGUUAGACAUUCCCCAUUUGAGGACAACUUCAGUUCAAUCAUAGGCAGUGUCGCCGAAGAGGUGACAUUUGAUGCAUUCCCCAGCCUGCCACAGGAUGCAUCUGUAACAAGUGAGGCUGAGGAAGUGGAUCCGUUUAGUGUGAAACUGAACAAGCCACCAUCAAAGUCCCCUGAGGGUGAUUCAGAGAUGCACUUUGCAGAUUUCGAGCAUGCAUUCCAGCAGAACGAGGGGGAGGAGCCCAAGCAGAGCAAUGAAGAGCCAGCUGAAAGCACACCAGCUAAGACUAAGACGCCACAGCCGGGCGAGGAGGUGCUCGAAGAGGAUAUAUUCCCUGACGACGAGAUGGAGUUCAAGAUCUCAGCACGUUACGUCACACCCACCCCUGACAUGAAGAAGUCAGACUCCAUUAACAUAUUCCGCCGGAACAGUGACCCCUUCGCUGAUGAUUUCUUUUGUAGUGAGGGUGAGGGCAGUAAUGCGCCAGGCCCAGUAAAGCCAGAGGAUGACCCAUUUUGGGAAAAACCCUUUGAUAAUUUUUCCUUUCCUGUGGAUCAGUAAUAUAGAAACUCAUUACUGAAAUAUUAAUGCUCAGAAUAUACUAUUAAUACUGUGGAAGUAAAUAGCAGUUUGGAACAUUGAAUUUAAUGUAUUAAAAGGGUAUAUUAAAAUGAUAAAUUGUAUUAUUUUUUUGGGUCAAAUGUCACAUAUUGUAUCAUGUCACAAACAUAUUCACAAGACUUUCUGAUUAUUUUUUAUUAGAUUGAUGAUAAAUUAGUGUAUAUAAAAGUCAGACAUCUUACUGAUGAUAUUGCCAUAUGUAGACUUAACUUUCAUUGUACAAUUCCUCACAAUUCAUUUGUAUUUCUGCAAUUAAAUCUUCAUACACUCAAAAUGUAUAUGUGGCAAGUGUAUGCAAAUGCUUUGGAGUAGAAAAUUAUAUUUUUUUUCUGUUUAACUAAUCUGUGAUCUAUCUCUGCUUGUGUUCAUCAUAAAUUUGUUUUGUAUUUUUUGUCUGAAUUUUAGUCUUUGACUCUACAAUACCAAUACUCAUUGAGUAAUAUUCUGUGACGAAUUCUCUCUCUUUCUUACUCAAAAUACAGUUUUUAGACAGGAAAAGUAAAUCAUAUUUUUAUUGGAACUGUAGUGCAAUCACUAUUUAUUUUGUAGAAUAUGUUGAUGUAUGUACUGAAUAUGUGUGUAUAUAUAUUUUUUUGACUUGUAUUCUUUUGUUGGUUUGAGAAAAUCACAUGACUGGAAGUAGUGUAGUAGAAAAGCUAUAGACACAAGAUAAUGCUGACUUUAUCAAAACAGUGCUGGAAAUGUUAGAACUUCUUUUUUUUUCCAUUUUGGGGGGGAUGUUUGUAUUUGCAGAUAUUGCAUCAUUGGUAAUGUCAGCCUUUAAUCCAUUAGUGACAGUAUUGGAAAUCUCUCGGCGGCAUAGACUCCGGUGAUUUCUGUCGACUGUCCUGCCGUUGUAAGCGGGAGUCUGCUAUAUGUAGCAGAACUUCCCGCUCAAAGCGCUCUUGCACAUCAUCAUGCAUAUAGCCGUUCCUGGCAGAUCAAGCGGUUUGUUAUAACGGCUAUACACACGGCCCGGCAGUAACGGGUUAAUAUCCUGCACACUGGCCGGUUUUUGGAGAGAGCUGGAUAAAGAAAGAAAAAUCCCACCGAAUACAAUACUACCCCUCUCAUGCGGGGUGUCUGAUAUUGUAGAUCAAUUUCAUUCUUUGUCUUGAUAAUUUUUUUUUGAUUGAUAAAGAACACAAAUACUCUUGAUUAAUAUCUGAAAUUAUUGAUUAUCCUUUUUUAAUAAUUUCUUCAACGUAUUUAUGAUUUACUCAUACUAAUUUCACCAAGUUCUGAAUCUGAACUGUGUUGACUUUUUCCUAUUCUGUGAAAUAUAGCAUCUUGCACUUUCAGAGUAAUACAGUAUUAUAGACCUCAUAGCUACUUAUUUCCCCUCGAACUGUCAGUGAAAGUAGUCUGCCUUCAUUUCUUUCUUUUUCUUUUUCUUUUUAUACAAGAUGCCAUAUGAUUGAUAUGAUUGAUGACAUGCUACAUGUAUGUCUUAAAUGGAGACAUGUCUUUAGGUCACACAUAUUGAUAUUUAUUGAUAUUUUAGAUGGUAUUUGAUCACAUCACAAUGUUGAGUGAACUGUUAUUUUUCAUUGCCAUAAAAAAGGGAGAUUUCCAAAAGUGUAUACUGAAUAGAAGUGAUGUUCAAGUAAUAUAUUCUUUUAUUGAUGUGACUAUCUUAAUAAUUUCUUAUGUUUUCCUAAGCAGAAGGAUUUCACUACGAUUGUUCUCUACACAGUGCUAUCAAGAUAACUGCACAGAUCAGGAAUGAUGUUGGUAAUAUUUACUCAAGCAUGUGAAGAAUAUAAUAAGUUCAAUCUUUUUAUUCAUGAUAAUGAAAUAUAUAAAUAUGUCUUUUUUUAGAGAUGACCUCUUUCUUUGAUUAAAAGAGUAAAAAGAGUAUUUUAAGAGCCUAAAUUUCACAAAAUUUAAAACUCAGAUAAGAUCACAGACAAAAAGAGUAAUGAAGAUUGAAAAAAGCAAGUGCUUUGUAGACAAUGGAAAAAAGCCUUGUCACAAAUUACAGAAUAAGAAAAUGUACUGACUCUCCAAAUUUUCCUCUCUUCUCGCGCUCUUACUCAAGUCCCGUUCAAAGCUUUGUGUCUUUUUUGAUUUGCUUGAAUGAUGAUACGAAGUUACACUUCUACUACGCCAUCAGAGAAAAAAAAAUUACAUACCUAAAUACAUAUAAUACAAAAAAAUAAUUAAAAGAGAGUGAAAACCAUUUACACAGCAGUCAACGUUGAACUGUGUUAGCAUCUGGUAGUAGGUGAGCCAGACCGCUAUGUCUUGGCCCUAACUAUAGUUGUUAAGUGUAUUCAAAACUGUAAAACCCAAACUGCUCAGGCUUCAGAUACUCUUAUCUCCUCUCUCUUGAGCAUAUGCUAAUCGCGAGGAGUUCAUUUUUAUAACCAUGUCUGAAGAUAGAUUAUUAAUUUAUUAUAUAGUUUCUGUACAAAUAUUGUAACUCAAGUAAUAGUAAUAACAAUAACAAAUU